Etheostoma spectabile (orangethroat darter) is the source of this 2641-nucleotide messenger RNA. It is a transcript of the gene calcrlb, whose product is annotated as calcitonin receptor-like b. Gene Ontology annotation, molecular function: adrenomedullin receptor activity; calcitonin receptor activity; calcitonin gene-related peptide receptor activity. Lineage: Eukaryota; Metazoa; Chordata; Actinopteri; Perciformes; Percidae. Gene Ontology annotation, cellular component: plasma membrane. The transcript has 13 exons. Bases 249 to 1646 code for a protein of 465 amino acids. The record is from RefSeq and is a predicted model, not a curated record. Gene Ontology annotation, biological process: adenylate cyclase-activating G protein-coupled receptor signaling pathway; angiogenesis; cell surface receptor signaling pathway.
UCACAGCCCCAGUCAGUUGUUAUCAGGACAGCUCAGUGUCGCCUCUGCCUCUGCUGCGAAACACACACACUCACGGACUACUCUUAAAGAAAUCUCAAAAACAGUUGUCUUUCUUUUCCUGCAAAGGUAAACUCUUAGACUGAAGGAUUACUCUUCAAUAGCAAACACUGUUUUUAAAGAAAUAUAUUUUUUCUGCUCCUCCAAAGUUACUGAGUUUCCUCAGAACCCCCUCGGGGAUCCGAGCCCAGAUGGACCUCAGCGGCGUCAUGUAUCUCCUGGUCAUGUGCGCUCUCAAUAAGCUGCUUGUGGCGACAAGCCUUGCAGAUGAAUACCAGGAGCAUCUGAACCAUCGGGGAGAAUAUCAGUCGACACGGAACCAAAUUGCCACGGCCCAAUUUGAAUGUUUCCAGAAGAUUUUGAAAGACUCGCACCGCAAAACAAAAACAAUAGCAGGGCCCGUGUGCAAUGCGACCUGGGAUGGGUGGCUGUGCUGGGACGAAACGGAAGUCGGAACGACAGAGCAGGGCUGUCCUGACUACUUUAAAGAUUUUGAUCCUCAUGCAAUGGCGUCCAAAGUGUGCUCAGAGACAGGUGAGUGGGGACGCCACCCAGAGAGCAACAGGACAUGGACAAACUUCACGAACUGCCAAGCCAACACGACACAUCAUGGGACACAGGCGGCGAUGACUCACUUCUACUUGGUCAUGAUCGGUCACGGCCUGUCGCUGGUCUCAUUGCUCAUAUCAUUGGGAAUAUUCUUCCAUUUUAAGAGUCUGAGCUGCCAGAGGAUAACGCUCCACAAAAACCUCUUCUUCUCAUUUGUGCUGAACUCCAUCAUCACCGUUGUCUGGCUUACAACAGUGGUACAGAAACAGGGACACGCGUACAACGAUUCUGCAAGCUGCAAGCUGGUCAUGUUCAUCCACUUGUAUCUGCUGAGCUGUAACUACUUCUGGAUGCUGUGCGAGGGCAUCUACCUGCACACCCUGAUCGUUGUGGCUGUGUUUGCAGAAAAACAACAUCUCAUGUGGUAUUACCUGCUGGGCUGGGGUUUUCCACUCGUGCCCACGGUGAUACAUUCAAUAGCACGCCACUGCUACUACAAUGACAAAUGUUGGGUCAGCUCAGAUACUUCCUUGCUGUACAUUAUCCAUGGCCCCAUCUGCGCCGCUUUGGUGGUGAAUCUGUUCUUCCUGCUGAACAUCGUUCGGGUUCUGAUCACCAAGCUGAGAGUGACGCACCAGGCCGAGUCCAGCCUCUACAUGAGGGCGGUGAGAGCCACCCUCAUCCUCAUCCCUCUGCUCGGCAUCCAGUUUGUCCUGCUGCCCUACAAGCCGCAGGAUCACUGGGUCUAUGAGAUCUACCUGUAUGUCAUGGAGAUCCUCAUGCACUACCAGGGUCUUUUGGUUUCUACAAUAUUCUGCUUCUUCAACGGGGAGGUCCAGAGUGUUCUGCGGAGACACUGGAACCAGCAGCGGAUGCAGUUUGCCGGCACGUUUGCCAACGCCGACUUCUUCCGCUCGGCGUCCUACGUGGCGUCGUCGCUCACCGAGGUCCACCGCUGCUACAGCAUCGAGAGCCACACCGAGCACAUGAACGGCAAGAGCUACUCGGACAUCUUCAGAUCGGACAGCCCCUUCGUGUGAAGCUGGCACUAGAGGUUCUUUGACUUCUCCCAAGAUGUUACCAGGAUUGAUUUCUUCUUGGAGUCCAAAAAAAACUCUUGUAUAUUUUACCUUUUCUUUUAAACUCUUUUCACAUGAUUGUUACCAGAACGCAAGGAGCUUGAGGCCAAAGCAAGUUUCUUUGUCAUUAUUUCCAUCCCUUUGAAUACUCAGAGGGGCUGUUGCCGGACAUACGGAAGAGGCCAUGUAUCAACCAACACUGUAAAGCAUUAACACAAGGAAUUAUUAAUGCUUUUUUUGCAUCGUGUGGAAUAAUCUUGAAGAGACCUUGAUGAACAAGAGCCUGUUCUGUUGACCUGACUGAUACAAUCUUGUAAAGAGAGAAUUUGUUUCUGGGAAUUUUGAUGAUAUUGAUGCAAUUUAGAAAUGGCCAGUUAUUGGUAAGGGUGUUGUGGAAAGUAUAUGCACAAAACAGCCUUUUCUUGAAAUCUGUAGAAAGCAUUUCAGGUUUUAUUUAUAGGCACAUAACUCUUCAUCAUCGUGACAUCAAUGGGCAGAGCCAGAGCCAUAUGGUGGCUGGGAGUUAGCCUAAUGGGAAGCUCAAAUAGCAAAGAAGGAAAUGGAAAGGCAAACUGUGUGCCUUUACGAAAGUGAAACCACAAAGUUUCAUGAUGUCUGUGGUGACAAAUACACAAAAAAACAAGAAGAAACAAUCCGCUAGCUUGCUUUGCCAAAAGUCAUUCCUGCUUCAACUUUGGAAUUAAACUCAGAAUAUAAGGCUAGGAGUAUUUAAGUAUUUUUUCCUUUAGUUCAAAACAAACAAUGAAGUUAACAAUCAAAUUUCACAAACAGCCAACAUUGUCUUAUCAUGUUAAUGCUCCGUUAGGCUCAAUGUUUUUCAUGCUUUAUAUCUGAUCAUUCCAAAUGCUGGAGAUAUUGUGAGAGUCACAAAGGAAAAUAUGACUGCAUGAGUGCAUGUGUUUGUAUAUAUGCUGUAUGUGUGUAUAAAUAUGAUA